CAGCAGGAUGAAGGUCUCUGCAGAGGAUACAAAAUCCGAAUGUCUCACCGAGUUUUAAAAGUCGCAAUUUUAAUCAUUGGUAUUGCCAUCUAUGCAUUUCUUUGGAACACGAUGACCCGUUUUGAUGGAUACGACGAGCUACACCGUUCAAAUCCAUCAACACUUGAUGCCAGAAUUUACGACAACGUCAGGAUUUUUUUGUUGUUCAUUGGCUACGACAGAAGCAGGCACACCUUACUUGCUGCUUUGUUAGAUGCUCAUCCACAUGUCGUUGUUGCGAACGACUUUAACAUCUUAAAGCAGUGGAUUACCAUGCCUGAAAUAUUUGACAGGAAAAAGCAUUUUAUCUAUGAGCUGAUUUACGCCAAAUCACGUUAUGAUGUGAUGUACGGCGUUCGCUCUCGGUUGGUAAACGGGGGCCCAGUACAGUAUCAUUACAACGUGGAGGGUCAGUGGCAAGGACAGAUCGGUGAGGGUGUACAGGUGAUUGGAGAUAAGAAAGCAGCUCAGGCUUCGACAAUUUUACUCCAAAGUGAAGGAAGAGAGCAUCUCCGAGAUUUAGAGCGUAAACUUGGCACAGAGCUUAAAUUCAUUCAUGUUGUGCGUAAUCCUUUCGAUAAUAUUGCAACUUUAGCGCUUCGCAAGGCGAAAGUCAAGAAAAACAAAAUCCAAGACAACCUUGAGUGCGAUUGUCACAAGGAGCUUGAUGAUUCCAUAGCGGAAUACAGUACCCAGGUGGAGGGAACUUCGCAAGUCAAGAAGAAUUUUCCAGGUCGUGUACUCGACGUGCACAGUAUGGAUUUGAUGAAAAACCCGCGUGAAACCCUCAUGAAAAUUUGUGACUUCUUGGAAAUCACGUGCACCAAGAAAUACUUAGAGGACUGCUCUUCAAUUGUAAACCCUGUUCCCUCUCACACUCGUCAGUUCGUUAAGUGGAAUGAAAUACAAUUAAACAGAGUUCAGAUGUUGAUUGAAAAUCAUUCAUUCCUUCAAUCAUAUUCAUUUGAAAAUUAA
Molecule: messenger RNA, 1014 nt
Organism: Pocillopora verrucosa
Lineage: Eukaryota; Metazoa; Cnidaria; Anthozoa; Scleractinia; Pocilloporidae
Biological process (GO): peptidyl-tyrosine sulfation
Cellular component (GO): Golgi apparatus
Molecular function (GO): protein-tyrosine sulfotransferase activity
Source: RefSeq, a predicted model, not a curated record